Messenger RNA from Ramularia collo-cygni, 765 nucleotides. RefSeq lists its product as uncharacterized. The coding region runs from base 1 to 765 and encodes 254 amino acids. NCBI's taxonomy places the organism in Eukaryota, Fungi, Ascomycota, Dothideomycetes, Mycosphaerellales, Mycosphaerellaceae. The transcript is spliced from 2 exons. The record is from RefSeq and is a predicted model, not a curated record.
AUGCAGUUCUUGUCAACCGUUCUCCCCGUCUUGGGCUUCGCGUCUACCGUGCUCGCUGCUCCUGGAUACGGCGCACCUGCACCUGCAUACGGCGCACCGGCACCCGCAUACGGCAAACCCGCACCCACAUACUGUGCUACCAAGUCGGUCACACUCACCAAGACCGCCACGAAGACCGCCACGAAGACCACCACUGCCACGGUUACCCAGACAGCCAAGGCUACACCUUCAUGCACCUCCAUCACUGCCAACUUCGAUGAUGUCUCCCUGGAGCUCCUCAACCUCGUCAGCGUGACCCAGCUUGGUCUCUACAAGGGAAUCGACUAUUCGUCUCUCAGCCUCGUUGGCCUCGGAGACCCACCUCUCCUCGGUCUGAGCGCACACUCCGGUUCCCAGGGCGCUGGCUUCGGGCCCGUCAACCUCCUCACCCAAGGCAAACCCUUCCUAUACGCCAACGGUGUUGACUACGUAGACCUGCAGAGUUUCUACUUCGGUUGCGUCUUGGCCGAUUCGACCAGCAUUGUCAGCGUUCCCACCUCUUGCAGCAUCACCGUUGCUGGUUUCCGCAACGGUGCACAGGUCGCUACUCAGGACUUCUCUUUCGCUCCGGAUUCCCUUCUGGCUUCGGAGAUGCACCUCGCUACGCUGUCUGCCGCCUUCACCAACCUUGACUAUGUCUCUGUGAUCAACCAGGGCAUCCUGUCUGUCCUUGAGCUUGUCGCAUUCGACGAUGUCUCGUACAAGCUUUGCACCUACCAGAACUGA